CUCUCUUUCCUUGUUAUCUGGGUUUCCUUUACCAUCAAGGUCGAUCCCCUCCCCGUUCAUCCCAAGAUGCAGAUCGUCGCAUUCAUCACCGGCGCCCUGGGACUUUGUUCCGCGGCCAUCGCGUCCAACCUUGAGGCUCGACAGCUCACCCCAACGCCAUCACUCACGCACCUCUACUCGCUCAACUGCACUUUGGACCCCAAGAUCAAUGUUGGCGAUGGUCCGUAUGGAAACCGUGCCGCCAUCCCCAUUAUCGGCGGAACAUUCGAGGGGCCCAGGAUAAAGGGUACCAUCCGUAACCUCGGAGCAGACUGGGGCCUGACUGACAACCGCGGCGUCUUCCACCCCGACACACGGUACGGACUGACCACCGACGAUGGUGCCGAGAUUUACAUUCGAACCUUUGGCUCCAAGCAGUCGACCGGCGGGAUCUACCUGCACGGGCUGUACGAGACCGGGUCGGACAAGUACUGGUGGCUGAACGACAUCGUCGCCGUUGGCAUCUUGGAGAGCGGGACCGGAUGGGUGUACAUUGACAUGUACUACAUGACGGAUGAUGGAGUCAACUUGGUGACCCCAUGAAGAAGUAACAAUAUUUUUUUGUGUAAUGAAUUUUGAACCCUCCAAUUCUGUCUAGACUAUGGGCUCUUUUUGCUCAGCUGAUAGAUAAAAGUAAAGAAAAAGAAAAACAUUUGGACCUUUCCGAGACUCCGAAUUUGGGACAAAAGUUAAAACCCCUCAUGAAAAAAAAGAAGAGAAAAAAAAAAUUCAUCGCACAGGCCCAGAAUGCCUAACCACAGUACCACCCAUCGCCUCCGCGAC
Messenger RNA from Pyricularia grisea, 822 nucleotides. RefSeq lists its product as uncharacterized. Lineage: Eukaryota; Fungi; Ascomycota; Sordariomycetes; Magnaporthales; Pyriculariaceae. The record is from RefSeq and is a predicted model, not a curated record. The transcript is spliced from 2 exons. Bases 67 to 582 code for a protein of 171 amino acids.